AUGGCGAAUAACAAUCCAAUGCUGAAUCAGAAUCACGAAAAUGCAGCAAAUGAAUCAUUUGAAACAGCUUUGAUAAAUGAAUUAUUUCGAGGACGAUCACGACUUCCGAAACUGGUUUUGUCAAUAAUUGGUGAUUCUAGUAGUUUUGUUCCGAAGCCUUGGUUGAUACCUGUAUUGAAAACUGGAAUAAUAGCCACGGCAAAGGGUGCUAAAGAUUACUUAAUAUUAUACAAAGGAACAACUGAAAGAAUAAGCUCUAUUGUGGAGGAAGCAAUAGAUGACUUAUGGUAUUUACGAGAAGAUGAAAAUGCAGACAAUGUACCAGAAAAUAACAAGUUUAAAGUCAACUUAAAAUCAAUAAUGCAGUUGAAACGUGCCUUAGGUAAAAAGAAGAUAUUUGCAAUGUUUCACGCUCAAAUUAUGAAAAUCAUUGCUGAAAGAGAAAUAAAGUUUAUGACACUUGCAGAAAAUCAAGAUCUUAUCUGGAGAUUGCCUGUUCUAACAGUUGUCGCUGAGGGAGACUUAUAUACAAUAGACGCUAUAGUUCAGGUUCUUAAAAUUGAUCUACCAAUUCUAUUGUUGAAAGGAUCGGGAAAAGCAGCGGAUUUUGUGGCUGGUUUUAUAGAGGAAUAUGGUAACACUAGUUCUGAUUCAAGCAUUGAGAAAUAUAUUAAAGAAAAAUCAGCAAUAUUGUUUGGAAUAGUAUCUCCAAAAGAUAAAAGUCUCAACAAACUUAAAGCAGGAUUAAAAUGUAUUUAUGAAUGCAAAUAUUUGAUAACCAUCCUUGAUAUAAACAGGGAAACUAAACCAUCACACUUCACAGAUUCGGUAACUACAUCAAUUAUUCGCGGUUGGUCACAUAUAUCAAGAGAUGGAUUGUCAAAUGGCGGACGUUGCAACUCUACAAAAAGCUCAGAGAGUAAAGGAACUGAAGAGGAAACGGAUGUAAAGCAGCCCUGUGAAAGUAAUCGGAAACUACCAACGCUAACAAACGGAAUAAGACAAAACGUCCAGAAAAAAACCAUACACAAUUCUAAACCAGUGACAGAAAAUUCCCUGCAAACAUCUACAAUUAAUACAGGGACAUUUAUGGAAAACUAUCAAGCUACUUUGAGUCCUGCAUCGUUACCACUAUUUUAUUAUAUUGUAAAGGAAGCUUGCUAA
Messenger RNA from Mytilus trossulus (common blue mussel), 1164 nucleotides. RefSeq lists its product as uncharacterized. Gene Ontology annotation, biological process: calcium ion transmembrane transport. Gene Ontology annotation, molecular function: ligand-gated calcium channel activity. The record is from RefSeq and is a predicted model, not a curated record. Gene Ontology annotation, cellular component: plasma membrane. Lineage: Eukaryota; Metazoa; Mollusca; Bivalvia; Mytilida; Mytilidae. The transcript is spliced from 8 exons. The coding region runs from base 1 to 1164 and encodes 387 amino acids.